This is a messenger RNA of Monoraphidium neglectum, 540 nucleotides long. RefSeq lists its product as hypothetical. The record is from RefSeq and is a predicted model, not a curated record. Lineage: Eukaryota; Viridiplantae; Chlorophyta; Chlorophyceae; Sphaeropleales; Selenastraceae. The transcript is spliced from 3 exons. Bases 1 to 540 code for a protein of 179 amino acids.
AUGCAGGCAAACCGCUUCGUGGCACGUAGCAGCGACAACGAGGCGCAGCGCCUGAAGCUCCUGGCCAUGCUCAAGCAGUACGUCGACGCCCAUUCAAAAUCCAACGCCGACAGCUGGCCGCGCCUGCUUCUUGAUGACGCGGCAGAGGGCCCCUUCAACUUCUGGGAGCAGCCGGAAGAGCAGCGGCGGCGGUAUCAAGAUGACGAGCUGCACCUGACAGCGGAGGGCUACGACUUUCUGGGCGGCCACGUGUUCGGGAUGCUGCGUGACGGCGGGGUGGCGGAAGCGCUCAGAUGCGGCGCAGGUGACCCGGACGCUCCCAAGCCGGCGGGGCACAAGGCGGCAGAGGCGUCGGCCAGGACGCUGUCUUACAGCGAUGACGUGGGGGCGGUGCCCGGCGCCUCUGGGGCCCCUGCCGCCACAGCGCCGAGCCAGGCGCCAGGUGCGGCCCUCAAUGGUGCGCGCUUCAUCGGGGCCGCGCGUGCAGCGGCCAUCGUCUCGUGGGCCGCUGGCGUGCUGCUGGUGUCGUCCCUGCCCUGA